GAUCACAGGUCUGCUAGGAGGUCUAACAUGUCUGUUUUCAAGGUCUCAGCUCUGACUCUACUGUUUUUCUCUGCCUGCUGUUGGGCCAGCAAUGAGGCAGAGGAGAUUACAGAGGUGGACUCAGGGGAGCUUUCUGUCUCUGAACUUCUAGAAAGAGCCAACAGUAAUCUGAUCCGCUCCAACAAUGAUCCCAUGCUGAUUGGAGGAGACAUUGCCAUUGGCAGCGAGGCAGAGAAAAAUGCUGACCCCUGCACCAGCCGAGGCUGCAUGUGGGGCAAGUGGAGUGACGGGAAGGUCUACAUUCCUUAUUACAUCACUAAUCACUUCUCCUCCCGAGAGAAGGCCAUCAUCACCCGUGGACUGGAGUCCUUCUCCUCCUUCUCCUGCAUCAACUUCAGGCCCAGCAGAAGCAGCGACCGUGACUGGCUAAGCAUUGAGUCCAAGAAUGGCUGCUACUCCUUUGUUGGACGUACUGGUGGUAAGCAGGUGGUGUCUCUGGCCCGUAGCGGAUGCCUUUACCAUGGAACGGUCCAGCAUGAGCUGCUCCAUGCUCUGGGAUUCAACCAUGAACAAACCCGCUCUGACAGGGACAACCACAUCAAAGUCCUGCUGCACAAUGUUCAGUCUGGAAUGGAGCACAACUUCAGGAAGAUUGCCACCCUCAACCAGGGCACUCCCUACGAUUACAACUCAGUCAUGCAGUACCACAGGACUGCCUUCUCUAAGAACAACCAGCCCACCAUGGUCCCAAUCCCUAACCCCAAUGUGUCCUUUGGCAACGCCAGGGAGAUGAGCCGCAAUGACAUUGCCAGGCUCAACACGCUCUACAAGUGCUGAAGCCUGCCCAGAUGUUCUGUAGACCUGUAGACACCAGAACAACAUUCAAUCAUCACCUAAUAAAUGUAUUAUGACUGAAU
Molecule: messenger RNA, 917 nt
Organism: Hippoglossus stenolepis (Pacific halibut)
Lineage: Eukaryota; Metazoa; Chordata; Actinopteri; Pleuronectiformes; Pleuronectidae
Product: hatching enzyme 1.2-like
Exons: 9
Coding region: 28-837 (269 amino acids)
Biological process (GO): proteolysis
Molecular function (GO): zinc ion binding; metalloendopeptidase activity
Source: RefSeq, a predicted model, not a curated record